Molecule: messenger RNA, 1238 nt
Organism: Seminavis robusta
Lineage: Eukaryota; Bacillariophyta; Bacillariophyceae; Naviculales; Naviculaceae
Source: the annotation of a GenBank genome assembly
ACGAAAGAUCCUGCCCCUGUAUCUCAUUGGAACUUAGCUGCAUUCUAUUGAAGUGAUUCGAUUCGAUUAGAACCGUACUGUACCACACAGACAAUCCACCAUGUCAACGAAGAAGAAAGCUGAUACUCCCAAGACGCCUAUGGAAGAACUCCUCGGAGCGACUCUGUUGACGAAUGCCAAAGGCGCCAGGACACCCACAAAGACAGCCCUGCAAGAUAAGGAUCUGGUUGCCCUGUACUUUUCGGCCAAAUGGUGUCCUCCGUGCCGCCAAUUCUCUCCCAUUUUGAAAGAAUUCUACAAGUCAUGUGCCGAAAAGUCCAAGCUCGAGAUUGUCUACGUUUCCUCGGAUAAGUCCAUUCCAGAGUUUCAAGAGUAUUAUGGAACCAUGCCGUGGCUGUCUCUGGCAGAAGGAGUCGCCGGUGCUGACACGGCCAACAUUAAAAAUGUUUUGGCCAAACGGAUGCAAAUCAGAGGUAUCCCUACCCUGAUUGUGUUGGAUGUCAAGACCGGGAAAUUUGUCACCAGUGGUGCCCGUGACGAUGUUACCGGGGCGUCGGGGAACGCCGAACAGGGAACGGCCGUCAUUGAACAGUGGAAGGCGACCGAAGCCGUGCCGAUUGAAGAAGCCGAUAUGAGCGCCGGUGGUGGACCCUCUGGAAUCAUGGCAGUGGUUUUCUAUAUUCUCAAGAAUCCAAUCUACAUUUUUGGCUUGCUGUAUUUCUGGAAACAAUUCAUGAAGUACAUCGGCAAAGACGAUGCAGGUGCCAGUGCAAUAGAAGAUGAUACCCCCGCGGCUCCACUGCAACAUGACGACUCGGAGUUUUAAUUAACCAACUCGGAUACAUGACAUUGUAUCGUCAGAGGAGCCUACCAGCCACUAAUUGUACCCCACCAGUUCAAGUGCUUUGCACUUUUGUGGCCAUACUAGCUUGGUACAACCGACUUCAUAAACCUUUUGGAUUUUGUGUUUUGACGACCUAUGGUUCUACUGCCUUGGCAAGUUGUUGCGCCUCCUUUGCAUGAGAUGUUCUGUCUUGAACCUUUCAGUCCAGCUAGUUAUUAUGUACGACGAUAUCGAUACAAAUCGCCCAGCUAGCUUGUCCCAAACAAACUACAUUUAUGCAUAAUAACUAACAUGGCUAGAUAGAGCUUACAGUACUACCGGUACCAGGACAAGAGGGUGGUAGCACAAUGAGGCAACAUCGGGCAUUAGCUAGAAUAUGGCAGACAAGCCAACC